Trachemys scripta elegans is the source of this 807-nucleotide messenger RNA. It is a transcript of the gene CHMP6, whose product is annotated as charged multivesicular body protein 6. Gene Ontology annotation, biological process: late endosome to vacuole transport via multivesicular body sorting pathway; vesicle budding from membrane. The record is from RefSeq and is a predicted model, not a curated record. Gene Ontology annotation, cellular component: ESCRT III complex; multivesicular body. Lineage: Eukaryota; Metazoa; Chordata; Testudines; Emydidae.
CAACUGAAACAGCAGCGGGAUAAACUGAAGCAGUAUCAGAAACGGAUCACUCUGAAUCUGGAAAGAGAGAGAUCUGUAGCCCGGCAGCUGCUGAGAGAUGGCAAGAAAGAAAAAGCCAAGUUAUUGCUAAAGAAGAAGCGCUACCAAGAGCAGCUGCUAGAUAAAACAGAAAACCAAAUCAGCAACCUGGAACGCAUGGUCCAGGAUAUUGAAUUCACCCAGAUUGAAAUGAAGGUGAUUGAAGGCCUGAAAAUUGGCAAUGAAUGUCUGAAUAAAAUGCAUGAGGUCAUGUCAGUAGAAGAAGUGGAAAGAAUAAUAGAUGAAACCCAAGAUGCUGUGGAAUAUCAAAAGCAAAUCGAUGAAAUGUUGGCCGGCAGCUUCACCGAAGAAGAUGAAGAUGCCAUUUUAGAAGAAUUAAAUGCCAUUACUCAGGAACAGCUCGAGCUCCCUGAAGUUCCCGCUGAGCCACUCCCGGAAAAGACCCCAGAAGCAUCACCUGUCAAGAUCAAGGCCAAGCCAGAACUGGUGGCAGCAUCUUAAUUCCACUCCUGGGGACAACCCCAAAUACUUCCAUCAUGGACCGUUUGGAAUCCCAGCAUGCUCUGGGAACAGGAUACGCCUCCGUAGCAUCCCAGCUGCGCUGGGCGAAUGUGCUGGAGUGAGGUUUCCUGCGCAGGGCAGGGAAUCGCAGCAGAUUAUCGCUCUUGUAUCAAGAUUAUUUUCUAGUGCUUUCUUUUUGUAAUUUAAAUUCUAAACUCACUCAGCUGCGCUGUCUCUGGAUUAAACAGUGACUUUAAAACUUCCAAA